AAAUAUUCAUUCUCUUUCUUCAUCAUGGCAAUGCAUUACAGUAUUAUCUCUUGUGCAUGUUUUUUCUUUGCCGCUAUCUCAAUUUUCAUCCCCACAAGAGCACAAAAAGACAAUUAUAUAGUUCACAUGGACUUGUCGGCCAUGCCCAAAGCCUUCUCUAGCCAGCAUAGCUGGUAUUUGGCGACUCUUUCUUCGGCUUUUGCAGUGUCUGCAAGCAGAAGCACCAUUGCUUCCACCACAUCCACCUCUUCUAAGCUUAUCUAUACUUAUACUCAUGCUAUGAAUGGCUUUAGUGCUCAUCUCUCUCCUUCUGAGCUUGAGGCUUUGAAAAAUUCUCCAGGUUAUAUUUCUUCCUUUAAAGACCUGCCUGUUAAACUCGAUACAACUCAUUCACCGCAAUUUCUAGGCCUCACUGGCAAUUCUGGAGCAUGGCAGGCGACGAAUUAUGGGGAGGAUGUUAUUAUCGGGGUGGUGGAUACUGGUAUUUGGCCGGAAAGUGAGAGCUAUAACGACAAUGGAAUUUAUGAAAUUCCAAAAAGAUGGAAAGGAGAGUGUGAGAGUGGAACCAUGUUCAACUCUUCAUUAUGUAACAAGAAGCUAAUUGGAGCUCGAUCUUUCAACAAAGGUCUAAUUGCCAGGAACAUCACCAUUUCCAUGAAUUCAACUCGUGACACCGACGGCCAUGGGACCCACACCUCGAGUACGGCGGCCGGGAAUUUUGUGGAGGGUGCUUCUUUCUUUGGCUACGCACCGGGAACUGCUAGUGGAGUGGCUCCCAGGGCCCACGUUGCUAUGUAUAAAGCUCUCUGGGACGAAGGUGCUACUACUUCUGAUAUAAUUGCUGCAAUUGAUCAAGCAAUUAUUGAUGGAGUUGAUGUACUGUCGAUAUCACUGGGCCUGGACGGGGUUCCUUUGUAUGAAGAUCCCAUUGCUUUGGCCUCAUUCGCAGCCUUAGAAAAGAACAUCUUCGUUUCAACUUCUGCAGGAAACCAAGGGCCUUUCCUUGGGACGCUACACAACGGCAUUCCCUGGGUGCUAACUGUUGCAGCUGGUACGAUAGAUCGUGAAUAUGAUGGAGUUUUGAGACUUGGCAAUGGAGUUUCAGUCACUGGCUUAUCUCUAUAUCCUGGGAAUUAUACAGAAACCGAAGUUCCAAUUGUUUUCUUGGAUGCAUGUCUCAGUAAACAGUUGAAUACUGUUGAGCGAAAAAUCGUUGUCUGCGAAGACAAGAAUUCUUCCUUAGGCAGCCAAUUUAAUAACGUCAGACAAGCGAAUGUCACCGGAGGUAUCUUCAUAACAAACUUCACAGACCUUGAAUUUUUAAUUGAAACCGAUUUUCCAGCAAUAUUUGUGAAUCCAAAAGAUGGCGAAACUAUUAAGGAUUUCAUCAAGAGUAGCAGCAAGCCGCAGGCAAGCUUGGAGUUUCAGGAAACAAAGCUCGGGAUUGAAACAGCUCCAAGUCUAACAAGCUACAGCUCUAGAGGACCAUCCCCAAGUUGCCCAUUUGUUUUGAAGCCCGACAUAAUGGCUCCUGGUUCUUUAAUCUUAGCUGCAUGGCCACAAAAUAUUGAAGUGGUGAGGAUCAAUUCUAAGCCACUAUUCAGCAACUUCAAUAUCUUAUCUGGGACAUCCAUGGCUUGCCCCCAUGCAGCAGGUGUGGCAGCACUCUUGAGGAAGGCACAUCCCGAUUGGAGCCCUGCAGCUAUCCGGUCGGCCAUGAUGACCACAGCCGACACCAUGGAUCACACUCAUGGGCCUAUCAAAGAUAUUGGGAAUGACAACAAGCCAGCCACUUCUUUAGACAUGGGAGCUGGCCAGGUGAAUCCCAGCAAGGCACUAGACCCCGGCCUCAUUUAUGACUUGAGUUCAACUGAUUACGUGAAACUCCUCUGCGCAUUAAACUUCACAGAAAAUCAAAUCAAAGCCAUUACAAAGUCACCUUCUAACGAUUGUUCCGUCCCAUCCUUGGAUAUUAACUAUCCUGCUUUUGUGGCCUUCUUCAACUCUAACUCAUCGGAAAUGAGUUCGACCACCGUCCGAGAAUUUCACCGGACAGUGACCAAUGUAGGUGAGGCAAUGUCAACUUACACUGCAAACAUAACGCCCAUGAAAGGGUUAAAGGUCAGUGUCAUGCCAGAGAAGUUGGAUUUUAAAUCCAAGAACGAGAAGCUAAACUACAAAUUGGUCAUUGAAGGUCCAAGCCAGCUCGAAGAAAGUGUAGUUUUUGGCUACCUUAGCUGGGUUGAUGUUGAGGGUAAACGCGUCGUCAGAAGUCCAAUAGCGGCCAUAAGCCUGAGUUCAGAGUCACUUUCUUAGUAGAAGACAUAACUUUUAUUAAUUCACUGUGUACAACUUCACAAUAUGUAAACUAAUAUAUCCAUUAAUAAAAUAAUCCUACAUAUAAUCCAAACAGUUUGCCGGCCAAUGGAAUCUUCAUAUCUCAUCGGAUAGUGUCUUGUGUGGAGGCUGAUGAAUUCUCCUGUUUAAUCACAAAAUGUAUAUCCAUGAUCUUUCCAAGGCCCUGUUCAUCAACCUAGAAUUUAGUGUUUUGAUCAUAUAAUUAAAAUAUUAAUAAUUUUUACUUUUCC
Messenger RNA from Manihot esculenta (cassava), 2588 nucleotides. RefSeq names its product subtilisin-like protease SBT3. Bases 25 to 2316 code for a protein of 763 amino acids. Gene Ontology annotation, molecular function: serine-type endopeptidase activity. Gene Ontology annotation, biological process: proteolysis. The transcript has a single exon. The record is from RefSeq and is a predicted model, not a curated record. NCBI's taxonomy places the organism in Eukaryota, Viridiplantae, Streptophyta, Magnoliopsida, Malpighiales, Euphorbiaceae.